Prorocentrum cordatum is the source of this 744-nucleotide messenger RNA. NCBI's taxonomy places the organism in Eukaryota, Dinophyceae, Prorocentrales, Prorocentraceae. The record is from the annotation of a GenBank genome assembly.
GCACCAGGGGACGUGAGGGCGCUGCUGGACGACGUCUCGCAGGGCACGACGUUCGUGACCACGGACCUCAGCCUGUUGCUGGAGGACAUGGCCGAUGCCCUGGAGGAGGCCGGCCAGAGCCCAGACGUCGCCAGCCUGCUGGCCAGCGUGGGCAGCGGCGGCGAGGGUCUGCCGACGAAGGCCCAGGAGGUCUGGGAGGCCGUGCUCGACCAGUUCGGGCACCGCGGCGUCGGCGAGCUGGACAUCAGCUCCCCCCGCUACAGAGAGGCGCCCGACAUGCUGUUGGAACAGGUGGUGUCUAUCUCGGGGGAGAAAAAGAUACGGAUACGUGUUGUCCCCCGUCGUUUUUGGCCUUUCCUGGUCCUCCUGGGGAAUCCUCGUUGUCACCGCUGGAUUCGCCUCGAAAUUCUGGUCAGAACGCACCCCAAGAGAGGUCCAGGGACAACACGUAUCCGUAUCUUUCCGCCCCCCAACUAUCUGCGGGCUGGAGCGGUCCAUGCGCCCGCGCAGCUUGGCCGCGGCCGCGGGCGCGAAGCGGGAGGCCGCGGUGGCCAGGCUGUCGGCGUGGCUCUCAGCCAACGGCGGGGACGCGGGGGCGUUCGAGGCGAACGUGCGGGCCUACCACUCGAUGUUCCGGUACCGGGAGUCUCCGAAGUACCGCCACAUGGUGUCCCACGAGCAGGUGACACGGUUCAACCUUCUGAACUGGGUGCUUCAGUUCUCGGUUGUGGUGACGUCCGAUGA